Molecule: messenger RNA, 195 nt
Organism: Neohortaea acidophila
Lineage: Eukaryota; Fungi; Ascomycota; Dothideomycetes; Mycosphaerellales; Teratosphaeriaceae
Exons: 1
Coding region: 1-195 (64 amino acids)
Cellular component (GO): membrane
Source: RefSeq, a predicted model, not a curated record
AUGCCCUCCUCCGGCACCGACGUCUGCCUCUACUUCCUCGCCAUCUUCGUGCCGCCCCUCGCCGUCCUCCUCAAAUGCGGCUGCGGCGGCGACUUUAUCAUCAACAUCGGCCUGACGAUUCUCGGCUGGCUGCCGGGCGUGGUGCAUGCGUGGUAUUUGAUUGCGAAGAAUGAGCGGAUGGGCAGGUAUCGGUGA